Molecule: messenger RNA, 1090 nt
Organism: Solanum tuberosum (potato)
Lineage: Eukaryota; Viridiplantae; Streptophyta; Magnoliopsida; Solanales; Solanaceae
Product: probable U6 snRNA-associated Sm-like protein LSm4-like
Biological process (GO): mRNA splicing, via spliceosome; nuclear-transcribed mRNA catabolic process
Molecular function (GO): RNA binding
Source: RefSeq, marked provisional
CGAAGCAGCGAACGGCGCCGUCCAGCGAGCAGCCGCGAAAACCAGCCAUAAGCCGGGCGCCGCCUCCGAUCCGUUCUUCUCGCCAGCAAGCGAAGGCCGCGCCAGCCAGAAGCAGCGCGAGGACCAGCUCCGACCGGCGAGCCUCUUUCUCUCUUCUCCUCCGCUCCAGUGAGGACGACAACAACAAACAGCAGCUCCAGCUGCUCUGACCAGUGAGCAGCGAGCAGCCAACUCCGGCGAAGGCAAGGUAAUCACCGGCGAACCCCAUCAAAGACGACAACAACAACAGCGAGACUCUCGCAUCUCCAUUCCUCUCCGCUUUGGCGAAGUUCUAGUAAUCCAGGCAAUCUUGAAUUCAGAAUUUCCCCCAUCUAAAGAUGCUUCCCCUCUCUUUGCUCAAGACUGCACAGGGGCAUCCCAUGUUGGUGGAGCUAAAAAAUGGAGAGACUUAUAAUGGUCAUUUGGUGAAUUGUGAUACUUGGAUGAAUAUCCAUCUUCGUGAAGUUAUCUGUACAUCAAAGGAUGGAGAUAGAUUUUGGAGAAUGCCUGAAUGUUAUAUUCGUGGCAAUACCAUAAAGUAUCUUAGAGUUCCUGAUGAGGUGAUUGAUAAAGUUCAAGAAGAAACAAAAAGCCGCGGAGAUAGAAAACCACCUGGUGUCGGUGGACGAGGAAGGGGAAGAGGAGGUAGGGAUGAAGGUGCUGCUGGAAGACAGGCGAAAGGCAUUGGGCGUGGAAUGGAAGAUGCAGGUGCCAAAGGCCGGGGCAAAGGAGGACCUGGUGCCAAGUCUGGUGGAAAAGGUGGUGGCCGUGGACGUGGCUAAUCGUCGUCAUUUAGAGACAAAGAAGCCAGAUGACAAGCUAGAUAUAUUGUAUCUAAUUUUGUUUGUACUUUCAAAUUAUUAAAAGCAACUUACCGGAGAAAAAGCCUAGCUUCCAGUUAUUAUUAUUUUAAGAUGGAAUGUAUGUAGGCUUGAAAUGUUCACUCUCUUUCCUUUGUGAAGACAUGUAAGAGUGCGUGUCUUGAAAAUAUUUGGCCUCUCAGUAUGUGUGUUAUUUUAAAUGAAAAAUGUGCUAGCUUUCUUUUACCCAA